UUAAUGGGAUUUGGUAGUGUAGACAAAACAUUCAAAGGGGGUCGUCUCAACAUUCUCUCUCUUCCAACAUUCUCUCUCUAGAAAAAAUAACAAAAAAAUGGAGUUGGCUUUGAGUUUAGGAAACAGGGGUGUAGAGAGUAACAGUGUGGGUUACUGCAUGGGAUCAUCAUCAACAGCGAGAAGAUCAACCGCGGAGAAAUUAGGAGGUGAAGAUGAUGAUCAUGAAAUCAACGGUGGUUCUUCGUCAUCGUCAGAUCCAUCACCACUUCAGCUUGAUCUCUUACCCUUCUCCCCUGUUCCGCGUUCUAUCCAACCACCUCCUCCUCUUCGCUUUCCUUGGCUUGCUGAUAAUUUGAGUUCUGAACCGGGUUCAUCAGACGGGCCGGGUUCAAAAAUAAUGGAAGCGAACCGACGGCCAGCGGUGGGAGCAACGGCGGAGGAAGUGGAGGAGCACUCGUCUCCGAACAGCGGAACGUCGUCAUUCAUGGAGUUUUCGCUAUAUACUAGCAAUAAUAACAAUAACAAUAACAAUAAGAGAGGGAUUGAUAGUUUGAAUAAUAAUUAUGGGCAAGAAAUGAUAGGAAUAGUUGUAGGAGGAAGAGGAGGUGAUCAAGGAGAGAGAGGCGCAACAACAUCAAGGGGAAGUGAUGAUGAUGAGAAUGGAUCCACUCGGAAAAAGCUUAGGCUUUCUAAAGAACAAUCGGCUUUUCUUGAGGAGAGCUUUAAAGAACACCAUACUUUGAACCCGAAGCAAAAGCUUGCAUUGGCUAAGCAACUCAAUCUUCGCCCUCGUCAAGUGGAAGUUUGGUUUCAGAACAGACGAGCCAGGACGAAGCUGAAACAGACAGAGGUAGAUUGCGAGUAUUUAAAGAGGUGCUGUGAGACGUUGACAGAAGAGAACAGGAGGUUACAAAAGGAGCUUCAGGAAUUAAGAGCCUUGAAAACUUCCCAGCCUUUCUUCAUGCAGCGUCCUGCUACUACUCUUACUAUGUGCCCUUCUUGUGAGCGUGUGGCCCCUACUUCUACAACCACUAUCACCACCACGUCUACGCCCACGUCCACGUCCACGCCUGUUUGCACGGUCCCUGCACCGUCUACCCCUACUGCUACUAUCACCACCGCCACCACAUCCGUUGUCACUAUUGCCACUAAUGCCAACCCUGCUGUUUCAGGGGAUAGUAAUGAUGUUACGUUGUCGCUUGGGAAACCAAAUAAUAAGCUGCCUAUCUUGCCAUUUUCUAAUGCUAAAUCUCAUCAAGCUGCUUCAUGAAAUGUUAUAGCGGAUGUUAUUUUACCUUUUUUUUUUUUUAAUGUACAAAAAAAAAGAAAUAGUUUUGGUUGGAUUCUUUUAUUUGUAAUGAUGAUAGCUUCAAUAUUGUUUGGAUUGCUAGCUUUGUAGUCUUGUAGAGAGUAUUAGAUGCUUCAAUGUUCUAGAAAAAAAAGACUACUCAUAUUAAAAACUUUAUUUGUCCUUUUUUAAAUGAUACAAUUUGACUUUUGAGUUUUUACACUA
Molecule: messenger RNA, 1513 nt
Organism: Spinacia oleracea (spinach)
Lineage: Eukaryota; Viridiplantae; Streptophyta; Magnoliopsida; Caryophyllales; Amaranthaceae
Product: homeobox-leucine zipper protein HOX11
Exons: 4
Coding region: 98-1270 (390 amino acids)
Biological process (GO): regulation of DNA-templated transcription
Molecular function (GO): DNA-binding transcription factor activity, RNA polymerase II-specific; sequence-specific DNA binding
Source: RefSeq, a predicted model, not a curated record